AUGCCUGCCUCCUCGGGGCUCGGUCUCGAGCUGCCGCUGACACAGACACACACGCACACUCUCUCUCGCAGCGCGGACCAUUCCGUCGUGGCCACCGCCCGUGACUCUACUGCUGCGGCCUGCGUUGAGACGGGGGCUUCUGGAGGUAGCCGGAUCCAGCUGGACGUCGACAGCAACCUCGAUGAGAUCAUGCGAUGCAUCAACAGCGUGCUGCCGUACUUCGGGCCGCUCAGAUUCAGCUGGGGCGCCACCAUCGUCAACAUGGGCAGCGGCCUGGCCAAGACUCUGGUGCUCGAGGCAGGGCCGCCCGCCCCGGCAGAGACCCGCAUGGUGGCUUGCAUGAUCUGA
This is a messenger RNA of Lasiosphaeria miniovina, 348 nucleotides long. RefSeq lists its product as uncharacterized. The transcript is spliced from 3 exons. NCBI's taxonomy places the organism in Eukaryota, Fungi, Ascomycota, Sordariomycetes, Sordariales, Lasiosphaeriaceae. The record is from RefSeq and is a predicted model, not a curated record. The coding region runs from base 1 to 348 and encodes 115 amino acids.